Molecule: messenger RNA, 1314 nt
Organism: Hevea brasiliensis (rubber tree)
Lineage: Eukaryota; Viridiplantae; Streptophyta; Magnoliopsida; Malpighiales; Euphorbiaceae
Product: precursor of CEP9
Exons: 1
Coding region: 205-1221 (338 amino acids)
Biological process (GO): root development; regulation of root development; nitrate import
Cellular component (GO): extracellular region
Molecular function (GO): hormone activity
Source: RefSeq, a predicted model, not a curated record
ACAUACAAGCCAUUCAUAUUGAUAUUUAUUAUUUAAAUUAAUAUUUAUUAUACAUUAUUUUAUGCCUAUAAAUGUCACCUGGAACCCCAGGACUUUUUAUCAUCCAUCGUCUUGGCACUGAAUCUUAAUUAGCUCACUCUUAACAAGCUAGAACUUCUCCCAUUAACCAACCUGUCAAAUUCUUUAAUUUAUCCUUCUGAAGUUAUGGCAGAAACUCUGGCCUUAUCUAAAAGCGCUAUCUUUCUUCUUGCACUCAUUGCCUGCCUUCAAAUUCUGUUCACAGAAGGCAGGCCAAUCAAGUCAGUGAACAAGCAGGAGGUUGUUCACAAGGAAAUGACCAAGCAGGGCAGUGAUAAUACUAUCAACUCCCGCCAAAGCAAGAACACAAGGGGUUCUCAGCCUAGAGCCUCAAGUCACAUUCCUAAUACUGCAUUUGGUGAUUCUGCAGCAUCCAAGGAUGAUUUCCGGCCAACAUCGCCUGGUUAUAGUCCCGGUGUUGGCCAUCCUAAGGAAAUUGUUACUAGCUCCAGACUCGAACAUUCUGUUGCAGAAUUCAAAGAUAUUAUAAAACCUGAUGGUCUCAAACGUGAAGUUGGCAAAACCACCAACUUGCAUCAAAGCAAGUCAGGGAAGAUUAAGGGCUCUGAAACUAUACCCUUUAGUCACAUUCCAAAAUCUGUGGCAGGAAAAGACGAAGAAAUGUCAUCUCCAAUUGGCUUCAGUACUUCUUCUGCUGCAUAUGAUUUCCGGCCAACAGAUCCAGGCAAUAGCCCCUAUGUAGGCCAUCCUUUAUCACAAGAAGACAGUGAUGGAGAGACUGAUCCUCCGGCACCAGGUAGAGGAAAAGAUUACGGAUUCACACCUGGUCGCAGCAAUCGAAUUGGCCAAGAUGUCAUUUUCCACCGAAGCAAUUCGGCUAACAUAAAGGGUUCUCAAGCUACUUCCUCGAGUCACAUUCCUGUUAAUGCUCAUCAUCACCAAACUGCAGUGCCCCUGACCCCAACUGCCUUCCACUCUUCUGCUGCGUCAUCCACAGACGAUUUCAGGCCAACAUCUCCCGGUUUUAGCCCCGGUGUUGGGCAUCCUAAGGCAGUGAUUACUAGCUUCAACGUUGAAACUUCUGUUACAGAAUUCAAAGAUGAUUACCGACCCACACAACCAGGUCACAGCCCAGGAGUUGGCCAUGCUUAUCAGAAAAACAACGCAGAACCAAAUCCAUAGUAAUAGUUCAUUAUUAUUGCUAACUGGGAUUAACUCGGUUAGUCUACUUGGACGUGUACUAGGAUUUCAUUUGUUAUAUAAAUUUCUGUAAAU